GUGCUCGACGUCACCUCUCCCAUGGCGUCACAUUGACGUCACGCAUUCCAAGCUUGCUAUGUAGAAGCGGGGACGGAUAAAUGUGCUAUUAGACUUUCUCUCUCUCAGCGCGCCACAUAAACAAAGGCACAUUGCAACUUACGCUCAGUGCAUCCUCUCCGUUACUAACGCCGACACUCUUAUAGUGGAGCUGACAGAACCACGGAGUACUUUUAUCUUCUUAGCUAAAUGGAAAAUCAGUCACAUAAUAGUUUUUUUAAUGAAAAUCAUCAACUUUUGCGACUUUGAAACCAACUUCCACUCAACCACUAUUUUCCAUUUUUUUACUCAUUUCUGUUGGAUAUGCACACGGAAUUAUUAGGGCUUUACAAACACAUGUAAAGACGGAACCUCAACAGAAAUCAAACACCGGUUCGGAAGAGCGCCUGCAGCCCAGGUCUGAGUCCAGGCUACCGGAUACCUCACCCGCCGCGUGUGCAAAAACAUCCCUGAACCCCAGACGCGUGCAGCCUCCACCCGAGAAACCGACCACGAUUCAGCGAGCUAAAGGCCAAGCAGAUCUAUGGCACUCUGACAAUGAACAAGCGAUCACAGUUAUUGGAACAGCUGCAUUUUGUCCAUCUAAAAUGCACACCUCGAGUAGACAUGCCCUGCGUUCAGGCCCAGUACGGCCCUGCACCUCAUGGGUCCAGCUACUCCGCCCAGUCCUUCGGUUACCAUGGUGACUACAGUGCUGACCUCAUGGCGACAGACUACACUAAGUGUGAGCUUGGUGGUGGGGAGAUCUCCGAGGCGGCUGCCACCACUUCCCUACCCAGUUUUAAUGUGUUUGUGGAAGGUGGCUUUGAGCCAAAACCCUCCUGUCUGUAUCAGCUCCCUCAACGCCCCAUCAAGAAGGAGGAGGAGUCUUACCCAACCAUGGCUCCAUCCGACGAAACAAUAGCUGGGAGUUCCAUGUACUUUAAGCAGUCACCCCCUUCAACGCCCCCCACGCCACUUCACUCAGGCCCACCCAGCAGCUCUUUCUUGUGGGAUGAACACAGUCUUCCCCCUGUGACCCAGCCCUGCCUGAUUGAAGGCCCACUGAAGAGUCCUCGCUUCCCUCAUUUCUACGAUCAGACAGCACCACCCUCCACCAGCGGCUACAACACCGGCAUCGGCCUUUCACUGCGCCCUGAACGCUCUCCUUCCUCAUCCUCUUCAUCUUCACAUGUGCCACCCAGCCUCGACACGCACACACACUCACAUGUGCACUCCCAUACGCACUCACACAUGUACCCCCUGAACAUGAAUAAGUUGGGAAACCUGGCGUUCCGCUCUCUAGGCAUGGGCCCUUGCCCGCAGCUUCUGGGAGAGAGUUUGCCAUCGCCGCCCGGACGCACCAGCUCUGGAGAGGGUACCUGUGCUGUGUGUGGUGACAAUGCGGCCUGUCAGCACUACGGUGUGCGCACCUGUGAGGGCUGCAAAGGCUUCUUCAAGAGGACGGUGCAGAAGAAUGCAAAGUACGUGUGUUUGGCCAGUAAAAACUGCCCUGUGGACAAAAGGAGAAGAAACCGCUGCCAAUACUGCCGCUUCCAGAAGUGUCUCAGUGUAGGCAUGGUGAAAGAAGUGGUGCGCACAGACAACCUGAAGGGGAGGAGAGGUCGCUUGCCGUCUAAACCAAAGAGUCCCCUGCAGCCAGAGCCCUCGCCCCCAUCACCGCCCCUCAGCCUGCUGAACGCACUUGUGCGGGCCUAUUCCCAAUCUACACCACGAGAACUAGACUACAGCCAGUUCAGUGCUGUGGAGCCAGUGGGUCUAUCCGAGUCUCAGCAGAUCCAGAUGUUCUACAGAGUGCUAACAGGCUCCAUGGAGGUGACGCGCUGUUGGGCCGAACGGUUGCCUGGAUUCUCUGAGCUUCACCACGAUGACCAGAACCUGCUCAUUGACUCUGCCUUCCUUGAGCUUUUUGUGCUUCGCCUCGCCAACAGGUCUUUGCUGGCGGAUGAGAAGUUCGUGUUUUGCACAGGCCUGGUCCUUCACCGGCUGCAGUGCCUGCGCGGAUUCGGCGAGUGGCUGGACUCCAUCCGAGACUUCAGCACUCACCUGCAGAGUCUCAACCUUGACAUGCCUGCGUUCUCUUGCUUGUGCGCCCUCGUGCUGCUCACAGAACAAUGUCCCGGUCUGAAGGAGCCUAAAAAAGUGGAGGAACUGCAAUCCAAACUAAUCUGUUGCCUGCGAGAUCAUCUGAGCUCGGUCAGCGCUGGAGGCUUGGCUUCAACUGGCGAGGCCCCACCCCCAGUGGGAGCUGUGCUGAAUUUGAGGACGGAGCUUCGAACUCAGCGUACGCAAGGCUUACAGAGGAUCUUCUACCUGAAGCUUGAGGACCUGGUCCCUCCCCCACCACUCAUCGAUAGGUUUCUGGACACCUUGCCCUAUUGAUGACCACGCCCUUUUUGCACACCACUGACACGCUCACAAGUUUACUCAGACACGCCCACAGCGGCUAUAAACUCACCCUGGGAUAAACAGAGCCAGUAGCUAACAGUGACACUGAACUCGAUUUCCCAUGAGCCCCCAAAUCCUCACAGGAAACAAAUGUGUCUGAGGAGAAACCAAUCAUAUAAACGCUUUUAGUCUCUGCUCUGCGCCUGAUAGUGUAAAUACGAGGCGGGUUUGAGCACAUCUGACGUAACGCACACUGGAAACAAGCGUGAUGCCUAUAGCUCAGCGUGCCACGUCAGGAAAAGUAUUACAGUGCAAGAAUGUGUGUGUGUGUGUGUG
This is a messenger RNA of Carassius carassius (crucian carp), 2763 nucleotides long. RefSeq names its product probable nuclear hormone receptor HR38. Gene Ontology annotation, biological process: regulation of transcription by RNA polymerase II; cellular response to corticotropin-releasing hormone stimulus. The record is from RefSeq and is a predicted model, not a curated record. Gene Ontology annotation, molecular function: RNA polymerase II cis-regulatory region sequence-specific DNA binding; zinc ion binding; nuclear receptor activity. Bases 577 to 2421 code for a protein of 614 amino acids. Lineage: Eukaryota; Metazoa; Chordata; Actinopteri; Cypriniformes; Cyprinidae. Gene Ontology annotation, cellular component: transcription regulator complex; nucleus. The transcript is spliced from 9 exons.